This is a messenger RNA of Drosophila innubila, 1641 nucleotides long. RefSeq names its product very-long-chain 3-oxoacyl-CoA reductase (gene spidey). The transcript has 5 exons. The record is from RefSeq and is a predicted model, not a curated record. Bases 389 to 1351 code for a protein of 320 amino acids. NCBI's taxonomy places the organism in Eukaryota, Metazoa, Arthropoda, Insecta, Diptera, Drosophilidae. Gene Ontology annotation, cellular component: endoplasmic reticulum. Gene Ontology annotation, molecular function: oxidoreductase activity.
AAUUUCCAUAGAAUUUUCGCCAAUUUGAUUGAACGCAAUAAACAAAACGUAAAGACGGAGAAAUUUCUAGCUUGAUUUAUAUGCAGAACAUAAAAUUUGGUCAACGCACAGCACACACAAACAAACAAACGAUAAAUCUGCUUUGAAUAUUAAGCGUACAAAUUCUCAUUAAACAAAUUCAAUUGACGCGAGCUCUCUGAGAGGGAGAGGGAAACAACAACAGCACUCACACAAGCAGCGACGCCGGCAGUGCAGUUGACAGCAAACGCGACAAAAUCGACGACAGUUCAAUUGAAUAGUUUUCAGGCAGCCAACGGAGUCCGCCGCGUCGAGUCCACAGAAAUAAACGCAAUCCACAAAAUUUAAGUUCUACACAACUUCUAGCGAAAUGGAUGAGAACUCGCGUGUAUUGAGCAUUUUGGGUGGCAUUGCCAUUAGCAUUGUUGGAUUCCAGAUCUGUCGCAAGGUCUUGCCAUGGAUCUAUUCGAAUAUGUUGGGUCCCCAGCUGUGCGGCUCCUCGGUAAAUCUGGCCAAGAUGGGUGACUGGGCAGUGAUUACCGGAUCGACGGAUGGCAUUGGAAAAGCCUACGCCAGGGAGUUGGCUCGCAAAGGACUGAAGCUGGUGCUGAUAUCACGCUCGCUGGAUAAACUGAAGACUGUGGCAAAGGAAAUUGGCGAUGAGUUUGGCGUCGAGGUGCGUGUGAUUGAUGUGGACUUUACUGCCGGCGCAGAGAUCUAUGAGAAGAUACGUGAGCAGACCACAGGCCUCGAUGUCGGAGUGCUGGUGAACAAUGUGGGCAUUAGCUAUGAUCAUCCCGAAUACUUUUUGGAUUGCUGCCAAGCUGAUCCCAAGUUCCUGCGCAACAUUGUGUCGGCGAAUAUACAUUCCGUGACCCAUAUGACGGCACUCUUUAUGCCGGGCAUGGUGGCCAAGCGCAAGGGAGUCAUCAUAAACAUCUCAUCAACGGCGGGCGUGAUUCCCAAUCCUCUGCUGAGCGUCUACAGCUCUACAAAGGCAUUUGUGAAUAAGUUCAGCGAUGAUCUGCAGACGGAAUACAAGAGCAAGGGCAUUAUUAUACAGAGUGUGCAGCCUGGUUUUGUGGCAACCAACAUGUCCAAGAUACGUAAGCCGAGUGUGUUUGCGCCCACUCCCGAAACGUAUGUAAAAUCCGCAUUGGCCACACUCGGCAUUGCCACACAAACAGCUGGAUACUUGCCACACGCAUUGCUUCAACUGGUCAUCCAUUUUACAGAGGCUGUGCUCGGCGAACAGUUUGCCAGGAACUUGGUUCUUAAGUCCAUUGCAGAUACACGCAAGCGUGCUCUGCGUCGCCAGGCAAAGCAACAAUAAGAAUGCCCAUUAUCUAUCUAUCUAUCUAUCGUAAUUUCCAAAUGUACAAAUAUCUAUGCCAGUUAGAGUCUGUUUACGUUUGGUUUUUUGGGAGGGAAUUCAGUAAUAAUAUGAACAACAAUUGACUCGAAAGUUGAUGCUGACAGGUGACUAAUACUUGCUUUACCAAAAAUAUGAACAAAAUGUAACCCAUACCAAUGAAAAUGUUUUAUAUUUUUUCCUUUUUUUUUUUAAAUUCACCAAGUAUUGUUAGUUUUGCAACACAAAUAAAUUGAAAUUAAUUUUUGAAA